This is a messenger RNA of Mycena indigotica, 1341 nucleotides long. RefSeq names its product MFS domain-containing protein. Bases 1 to 1341 code for a protein of 446 amino acids. The record is from RefSeq and is a predicted model, not a curated record. Gene Ontology annotation, biological process: transmembrane transport. Gene Ontology annotation, cellular component: membrane. Lineage: Eukaryota; Fungi; Basidiomycota; Agaricomycetes; Agaricales; Mycenaceae. Gene Ontology annotation, molecular function: transmembrane transporter activity. The transcript is spliced from 14 exons.
AUGGCCGUAUCAUCUGCUCUUCCAGCUAAUAUGGGCAUCGAGGUCGACCAGGCAUUCGGACCUUCUCCUCCACAAACGCCGGCAACGCAAGAGGCCAGCCUGAGCGUGUCGGAUCAUCGGUAUUCACAUCCUUGGAGAGCACGCCUCAAUCUAUGCGCAAUAUACUUCACUAUGUUCCUUGCUGGCUGGAACGAUGGCUCGAGUGGACCUUUGAUUCCACGAAUGCAGACUGUUUACAAUGUUGGAUUUUUGCUUGUCUCCCUCACUUUUGUUGUUGCCUGUGUUGGUUUUAUCUCUGGUGCUCUUUUCAACCUCAACUGGGGAGUCAAGAUAGGCUUCGGGCGAAUGAUUGUUCUGGGUCUCUACUUCACUACAUGCGCCCUUUGUCAGGUUGUCGCCUAUUCGAUUCAAGCUCCUGCACCACCCUUCCCUCUCUUCAUUCUAUCUUUCGGCAUAAAUGGCUUUGGAAACGCGGUUCAAAAUGCACAGACUAACACGUACGUGGCGAGCUUGGGCAAAAACUCGGAACUCUACAUGGGCAUGCUGCAUGCUAGCUAUGGUGCCGGCGCGUUGUCCUCUCCUCUGAUUGCAACCCAGUUUGUGUCCAGUUCACAUUGGUCAUUCCACUACCUUGUCUCGCUUGGGUUGGCCAUCUUGAACAUCACGAUUCUCGCCACAAGGUUCAAGUUUCGCAAUCUCGAAGACUGUCUCCGGCUUGUUGGAGAGCAGCCUCAAGAAGACGCAUCCGCAACCAGCGAGAGGAGCAACUUUGGACAAGUCCUUUCUCUGCGAGCAGUACAUCUCUUGGCUUUCUUCACUCUUGUUUAUGUUGGUGUUGAAGUGACCAUUGGCGGAUGGAUUACCACCUAUAUGAUUGAUGUUCGUGGGGGUGGCCAUAGCGCAGGCUACGUGUCAUCUGGAUUUUUCGCGGGCCUUAUGAUUGGCCGUGUCGCGUUACUCUGGCUAAACAAGGCACUCGGAGAAUACUACGUUCUCUACCUGUAUACAGCACUCAUUAUCGGGCUCGAGCUUGUUGUCUGGCUUGUUCCUUCCCUUAUUGGAGGUGCCAUCGCAGUUGCACUCGUGGGGAUGUUCCUCGGGCCGGUCUACCCUAUCCUGAUGAACAGAACCGCGCGUCUCGUACCGAGACGGCUUCUCUCCGGGUCUAUUGGAUGGAUUGCUGGCUUUGGCCAGGCAGGAAGCGCGAUGAUUCCCUUCAUUACCGGCGCAAUUGCGAGUAAAGCAGGAAUCAAAGCACUACAGCCUCUAAUCAUUAGCUUGAUGGCGUGUUUUCCGCUCUUAUGGGCACUUGUCCCUCGUUCCCCGCGUCGUAUCGACUAG